UUAAAAAAAAUGAUAUGCGUCACACUCUCUCUCUAACAAUAAUUUGAAAAGCCAAAGAGUUAAUGUGAUGACAAUAUUAGAUAGCUAGGUCAAAAUGCAUGCAAUAUCCAUUUGAGGAAGAAGAAGCUCAAAUUACUGAACUAAUCAUGGACGAAGAUUACAUAGGUGAAUUUGAUGCAACGCUACUAGAAGAUGAAAAUCAAACUGAAAACCCCGAAUUCCCUAAAUUCAACGAAUCAACAAAGUUCGGUCACGUAAAUCUUGAAUUAGGAAUGUUAUUCACAAACCUACAAAGUUUCAAAACAGCAGUGAAAGAUUACAAUAUCCAUUUAGGAAGAGAAAUUAAAUGGAUGAAAAACGAUAAAACUAGAGUUAGGUCAAAAUGCAAGCAACAUCAAUGUUGUAAUUGGGAAAUCUAUUGUAGUUGGAGUGAAAUGCAUAAAUGUUUUCAAAUCAAGACUUUCGUUUCAGAACACACGUGUGAUAGGGUUUUGAAGAAUAAACAAGUUGACAAGAACUGGAUUGUUGAGAAAUUGGAGGAGAAGAUUAGAAUGAAACCUGGAUUUAGUCGACGCGAAGCGCAUGAGUAUUUCAAGGAAGAAUUUGGGGUGGAUAUCCAUGAUUUGAGGAUUUUUAGGGCUUUGAAAAGUGUUAGGGAAUUGGUUUUUGGUAGAUCGAAAAAGCGUAGGAGAGACGAAGGGAAUGAGGAAUCUGCAAAUGUUGUAGAUAAUGAUAAGCUAGCUAGAAAGUUCAAGCGUCCUGUAAAGGUUGCAAAACCCCAAGUUGAUGCUGCACAAGACAAUGGUGCCCAAGUUCCUCAACCUGUCCAACGCGUGACUAAGACCAAGAAGGCAAAACUCGUGGCUAGAAAGCCUGAUCUCAAUAAAGUAAGAAGGAGUGCAAGAAUUUUUGGUGGAACAUUCAAGCGUGAUGGACCUGGAUGUGAUGAAGCAGCUCCAAUUGUGAUUUCUGAUAAUGAUGAUAGUGAUGGUUACUUAACUCAAGAGGUGAAUCCUAAAGAUGGAACAUGUUUAGGGAUAGUAAGAAAAUUGCCUUGAAACAUUGUAGCUUUAUGUAACACCUUUUGGAUUAAGCAUUCUGUUUUGACGUAAGGCAAUGAUCUUUGUUGUAAGGCAAAGAUCUUUAUGUCUUUUUGGAUUAAAUAUUAUGAACCCCUACUUUUAGAUAAGACUGGUUCUUUUGUUGUUAAUGGAUGAACAACAGUAAUUCUGAUUAAUGAAACAACAUUAUGAUUAUGGUUCA
Messenger RNA from Cicer arietinum (chickpea), 1263 nucleotides. RefSeq lists its product as uncharacterized. Lineage: Eukaryota; Viridiplantae; Streptophyta; Magnoliopsida; Fabales; Fabaceae. The record is from RefSeq and is a predicted model, not a curated record.